Leptosia nina is the source of this 1719-nucleotide messenger RNA. Lineage: Eukaryota; Metazoa; Arthropoda; Insecta; Lepidoptera; Pieridae. The record is from the annotation of a GenBank genome assembly.
AUGAGUGGGCGCGAGGGUGUUCGCAGCAGCGCGCGGCUCAGCGGAGCUGCGACUACAGUCAUCGCAGCGGCAGCCGCCCCUCCGGAUAUGAGUGUGGCAGCUGCGACGGCUGCGCGCUUAGCGGCAGCCGAAAGAAGAUCUCGAGCCAUAGAACGUGCCCGUGAAGUAGAAGAUAGUCCACGCGUUCUUAGAGACAAGUGCCGACAGUUGGCUAAGGCGCUGCAAGAUGCGAAACACCUAGUGGUGUACACGGGAGCCGGCAUUAGCACGGCGGCAGACAUCCCGGACUAUCGUGGUCCAAGCGGCGUUUGGACACGCCUCCAGCGCGGAGAGCGCGUGGGCAGAGUGGAGGUGUCCCGCGCUCAGCCCACGUUUACUCACAUGGCACUCACCGCUCUCUGGCGCCGUGGUUCGCUCAAGUUCGUCGUGUCUCAGAACUGUGACGGACUGCACCUGCGCGCCGGUCUGCCGCGCCGAGCGCUCGCCGAACUGCAUGGCGACAUGUUCGCCGAGCGCUGCCCGGGCUGUCGCCGCGUCUAUUUGCGCGCCUUUGAUACUACCGAGCGGACCGCGCGACACGCGCACGCGACUCGCCGACUCUGCCACGAGUGCGGCCGCGAGUUGCGCGAUUCGAUCGUGCACUUUGGCGAACGCGGUCGGGCCUCGUGGCCGCUUAACUGGGCCGGGGCGCUGCGCCACGCAGCCGCGGCCGACGUGGUCCUCUGUCUGGGCUCGAGCCUCAAGGUCCUGAGGCGUUACCCGCGCCUCUGGCGAAUGCAGCGCGCGCCGCACGCUCGCCCCGCGCUAUACAUCGUCAAUUUGCAGUGGACGCCCAAGGACUCUGUGGCGGCGCUCAAGAUCAACGCCCGCUGCGAUGCCGUAAUGGAAGCGGUGGCGCGGCGACUGCGGUUGCGGGUGCCCCGAUAUCGAGCUGGCUCCGACCCCCUGCUCGCUCACGCCGAACCCCUCGCGCCCCCGGAGGCGCACACAACACGCCGACCUCUGCUGCAGCGGCCUCCGUCGCCCGCCUCGGCUUCGCUAUCGGACGACUACUACUCGCUGUCGUCGCCCUCCUCUCCGGCUUCGCCCUGCUCCACCGACUCCGAGGAGGAGGUACCGCUGUACAAGUUGGCGCGUCGCCUGCGCGAUCGCCGCCUGCCCUGUCCUCCGCUCCUUCACAGUUUUAGGGUGAGUAUGCGGUCGGGCGAGGCGACUAUUUUGCUGCGCGCGGAGCAUGCGGUCCCAGAGCCGCCGGCCCCGCCGUCGCCCCUGCGCCGCUUCCGAAAAUGGACUCGCGAGGACUGGCCGGACGAGUCUAAGCUGCGCGAUCUCCUGUCGCGUGAGCCCAAAGCGGAGGCCAGCGAGGCGAAGGCGGAGCCGGACGCGGUGGCGGCGGCGAUCAUCGAGCGCGCCGUGUUGCUCUGUCGUGCCCACCUGUACCCCGGCCUGCACACCAUUAUCGCGCCGCCCUCGCCUCGCGCCUCCGUCGUGCCCGAAUGCGAGUGGUGCGCGCGUCGCUACUCCGCCCGCCGCUGCCUGUGGUACGGACCGCCUCGCCUGACCACGCUCGAGAGGCGCGCGUGGAGACGCGACCGCUCCCGCCGUUUCCUGUGCGCGUGCUGCGGGCCGGACGGGGCGGGCGCGGGUCCCGACGGGGACGCCGGCGGAGGCGGCUGGUACGGCAAGGGCUACCGCAAGGGGCGCCGCAGACGGAGGUAG